Messenger RNA from Lactuca virosa, 1356 nucleotides. The record is from the annotation of a GenBank genome assembly. NCBI's taxonomy places the organism in Eukaryota, Viridiplantae, Streptophyta, Magnoliopsida, Asterales, Asteraceae.
GAGAGAGAGAGAGAGAGAGAGAGAGAGGAGAAAUGGAGGGUGAUGCUGGAGGUGGAGGAGGUACUUCAUCAUGUUUGAUGAGUUUUGGAGACAGCAACAUCAUUAAUACUAGCAGUAAUAGUAAUAAUAACAACGUUGGAGCACUAUGUCUUCCUCCACCUCCUGUUUCAUAUAACAACAACAACAACAACCUAAUUUUCGCCGAUCAAGAUCACCAUCAUCGUCAUCAUCAUCAUAGUACCUGUGGGACUUCGACUUCUGCUAUGAUGCUUGAAAACAGCACCAUUAAUAUCAACGAUGGAGGAGAGUUAGCCUUCAUGAGCUCCUCCUCGUGUUCUUCUGUUAAAGCAAAGAUCAUGUCUCAUCCUCAUUACCCUCGUCUCUUAUCAGCUUAUCUUAACUGUCAAAAGAUAGGAGCACCGCCUGAAGUAGUGGAAAGACUAGAAGAUGCUUGCAGAGCGUCGGUGGUGGCUGCGAUGUCCAGUCGUUCCGGCUCCGCAGGUUGUGAGGCUGGUACCAGUGAUGGCGGUGCUGGCGGUGGUGGUGGAGGAAUGAAUAUGAUGAUCAUCGGACAAGAUCCAGCACUUGAUCAGUUCAUGGAAGCUUACUGUGAGAUGCUCAUUAAAUACGAGCAAGAACUCGCCAAACCCUUCAAAGAAGCCAUGCUUUUUCUCUCAAGAGUUGAAUCCCAGUUCAAGGCCAUCUCCAUUUCUACUUCAGAUUCUGCGGGUGGCGAAGUAGGUAUGGAUAAAAAUGGAUCAUCCGAGGAAGAGGUGGAUGUAAAUAACAAUCUCAUAGAUCCUCAAGCUGAAGAUCAGGAACUGAAGGGUCAGCUGUUACGCAAGUAUAGUGGUUAUUUAGGUAGUCUCAAGCAAGAGUUCAUGAAGAAGAGAAAGAAAGGAAAGUUGCCCAAAGAAGCACGUCAACAAUUACUCGACUGGUGGACUAGGCAUUACAAAUGGCCAUACCCUUCGGAGGCUCAGAAGUUGGCACUGGCUGAGUCAACAGGACUAGACCAGAAGCAGAUAAACAACUGGUUCAUAAACCAAAGAAAGCGACAUUGGAAGCCAUCUGAGGAUAUGCAGUUUGUGGUAAUGGAUGCUGCUCAUCCUCAUCACUAUUUCAUGGAGAACAUCCUCGGGAAUCCUUAUCCCAUGGACGUUUCGUUGCUAUAGGGGCUAUAUAUAUACACGCCCAACGUGGCAUGAAAUCUCAACAAAUGACCGUAUCUAUGUAUGAUUGAGAUUGAACUCGAUGAGGGUUUUGCAAGUUUGUGUGAACCAUAAGGGAUGAAAAGAAGCUCGUUAGCGUUCUCAUGUAUGUUGACCUAUUGGUCUUAAGAGUUGGAUGAUUAUA